This is a messenger RNA of Andrographis paniculata, 633 nucleotides long. Its product is annotated as protein yippee-like. The coding region runs from base 51 to 440 and encodes 129 amino acids. Lineage: Eukaryota; Viridiplantae; Streptophyta; Magnoliopsida; Lamiales; Acanthaceae. The record is from RefSeq and is a predicted model, not a curated record. Gene Ontology annotation, cellular component: ubiquitin ligase complex. The transcript is spliced from 6 exons.
GUUGUGCCGUAUGCUUUUGGGGUGUUUUAGAGAGAGAGAGAGAGAGGGAGAUGGGGAGAGUGUUUGUGUUAACACUUGAGGGGAAGAUCUACAGCUGCAAGCACUGUGGAACUCAUCUUGCUCUCACCGACGACGUCGUUUCCAAGUCUUUCCACAGCAGGCAUGGGAAGGCUUAUCUCUUCAGCAAGGUGGUUAAUGUAACUCUCGGCGAAAAGGAUGAGAGGAUGAUGAUGACGGGAUCACAUGUAGUCGCAGACAUCUUCUGCGUCCAAUGUGGUUCGAUUGUUGGCUGGAAAUAUGAAACUGCGCGGGAAAAGAGUCAGAAGUACAAGGAAGGGAAAUCAGUUCUCGAGCGGUUUAAGAUAUCGGGACCCGACGGGAGCAACUAUUGGAUCAGCCACGGGGUGCACAUCGGCGGGAGUGACGCCGACGAUGGUUAGUUGGGGGCUCGAAAAGACAUAAUCAAGUGUACAUUCUUAUCACAAUAAUAAUAAUAUGUACAUAUCUGAUUCAGCAAUUUGUGCAUUCAAGAACUGGAUUUUUAGCUAUUGAACUUUGUAACAAAUCACAUUCUUCGAUCCAAAGAUCGAUUAAAUUACUCAUGUCAAUACGAGUAACAUUUCCAUUUAGACA